This is a messenger RNA of Lutzomyia longipalpis, 2462 nucleotides long. It is a transcript of the gene eIF3b, whose product is annotated as eukaryotic translation initiation factor 3 subunit B. Gene Ontology annotation, cellular component: eukaryotic translation initiation factor 3 complex. The record is from RefSeq and is a predicted model, not a curated record. NCBI's taxonomy places the organism in Eukaryota, Metazoa, Arthropoda, Insecta, Diptera, Psychodidae. Bases 1 to 2073 code for a protein of 690 amino acids. The transcript is spliced from 4 exons. Gene Ontology annotation, biological process: translational initiation. Gene Ontology annotation, molecular function: translation initiation factor activity; translation initiation factor binding; RNA binding.
AUGGCCAAGAAGAAAAGUGAUGAGCAACCCACGGAGGGUAGUGGUGACACUGAAUACGGGGAGGAGCCCAAUUUCGAUGAUCCACCGGGUUUUGUGGAUGAUAUUUCGGACGAAGAACUCCUGGCGGAUAUGAUGAAGCAGAAGCCAUGCGCAACGGAUGGCGUGGAGAGUGUUAUUGUGGUGGAUAACAUCCCAAUUGUGGGGCCACCGCGUAUGGAGAAGCUAAAGUCGGUGAUUGAGAAGCUCUUCUUCUCCUUUGGCGAGGUAACGAAUGUCUUCUACCCCCUGGAUGACAAUGGCAAUACGAAGGGGUAUGUCUUCUUGGAGUACAAAAACCCCGAAAAUGCCGAAGAAGCCGUUAAGGAGAUGCACAAUCAUCGUUUGGAUAAGAACUACACCUUUGCGGUGAAUCUCUUUACGGACUUUGCCAAGUAUGAGAAUAUCCCGAAGGAAUGGGAGCCACCAAAGGCACAACCAUACACGGUGCAGAGUGAUCUGUACAACUUCCUGCUGGAACCCGAUGCAUACGAUCAAUUCUGCGUGGCUGCUGAGACGGCUCCGUCCAAUGUUCAAGUGCAAUUCUGGCAGAAUACCCUCCCGGAGCCAACGGACAUCGAAAAAAGAGAUCGAUUUACAGACACGUUUGUCAAGUGGUCCCCCCAGGGCACGUACAUCGUGACGUUCCACAAGCCAGGCGUUGUUCUCUGGGGUGGCACGAAGUUCGUGAAAAUCAACAAAUUCCCCCACACUGGCACGCAAUUCGUGGACUUUUCCCCAUGCGAACAGUACUUGGUGACGUACGGCCCAACGCCGCAGGGGCAGAAGAUCAUAAUUUGGGACAUCCGGACGGGGCAGGAGAAGCGCUCCUUCAUCUCCGACGGUGUGAGCAAUCUCUCAAUGUUCCGGUGGUCGCAUGAUGAUAAAUACGUAGCCCGUAUGGAUGAGGGUGCCAUUUACAUCUAUGAAACACCCAAUUUCUACCUUCUUGACAUGAAAUCCAUCAAAGUGCCGGGAAUAAGGAAUUUCAGCUGGUCCCCAACGGACAACAUAAUUGCCUAUUGGGUGGCUGAGACAACCGAUGUACCGGCAAAGGUGAGCCUGUUGGAGAUCCCAAAGAAACGGGAGAUUCGCAAUAAGAACUUGUUCAAUGUGGCCGACUGCAAGAUUCAUUGGCAGCAAUCCGGGGACUAUCUCUGUGUGAAGGUUGAUCGUUUUUCCAAGUUGAAAAAAGACAAGAAGGAUAGCGAUGUGAAAUUCCUCGGGAUGUUUUAUAACUUUGAGAUCUUCCACAUGCGUGAACGCGAUAUCCCCGUUGAUUCGGUGGAGAUUAAGGACCUCAUCCUUGCCUUUGCAUGGGAGCCAAUUGGGCAGAAGUUUGCCAUUAUUCACGGGGAGCAAACGAGCGCCAAUGUGACCUUCUACAAAGUGCAAACGGGUCAAAAGCCAAGCUUGAUAAAGAAGCUGGAAAAGAAGGUGUGCACGCAUCUGUUUUGGUCACCACGCGGGCAAUUUAUCGUGCUGGCCAAUCUCACGCUGGGUGUCUUUGAGUUCAUUGACACCAACAACUACUUCAUGGUUAUGAAUACCGGUGACCACUUUAGGGCUUCCGAGGUUGAGUGGGACCCCACGGGGCGCUACGUUGUCACCGGGGUGUCAUCGUGGAAGGUGAAGGAGGACAAUGGGUACUACCUGUGGAAUUUCCAAGGUCGCUGUCAGAAACGCGUUAUGCUGAAGAAUUUUGUUCAAUUCCUCUGGCGUCCACGACCAGCGUCCCUCCUUACGGAGGCAGAGCAGAAGAAUAUCCUCAAGGAGCUCAAGAAGUACUAUCCGCAAUUUGAGAGUAAGGAUCGCAUGCGCAUGACUAGGGCAUCGAAGGAACUCCUGGAGAAACGGGCAAAACUCAGGGAGCAAUUCAAUGAAUACCGCAACAAGAGGAUUUCAGAGUGGCAAAGUCAGAAGACAAGGAGACUUCAAAUGAGAAAUCAUAUCGACACGGAUACAUUGGAUACGUCGGACGUUGAGGAGGAGAUUGUGGAAUUUUUAGUAAAAGAGGAAACAACAAUUCUCGAGUAGUCGCCCAAAUUUUUCGUGUUUUCUGCAAGGCGGAUCUUCUCUUCGAACACCGUUGGAGGAUCCCCAGAAUUUUGACGUAGAUCAACGUACCGGGUUUGUGAACUGGUACGUACAUCCGCCUUGCUGUUUCUCUCUUUGCUGAAUUCUUGAAGAAAAAAAGGGUAUUCGUGUGCUGCGUGAAGUUUUAUCAAGAAAAGCAGAAGAAUUUUUAGUGGAAAUUUGCGCAUUUUAAAAAAAAGGAAAAAGGUUAAAGCAGAUAAGAUUAAAUUAAAAUUUAAAUAAAAAAAGAAACAAUAUUGUAAUUUUAACCGGAAAUAUGAAUUUCCACAUAUUUUUAAAGGAAACUUCUGUAAUGAAUGUUCGUAUUAAAACACAUGUAGGAAUUAAAA